CAGUUCAAAACGAAACAAAGGUUGGUGCAGUUAGCGGGCGAGAGGAAUUCGUUAACAAACGAUAGAAAGAGUCGUUAUUCCGUUAUUAAGCAUCUACCUCCCAAAAUAAAAAAACUUACAAACCAAGUUUAUUUUGAAAGCUAAUGCAAUUUUAACACGCUAUACUGUAUGCCACUGCGUAUGAUGUGUAUAGUGAAAUAACUGCUAAGCAGAUAUACCAAGAAAAAUAUGUUAAUCGCUUUUAUCAUACAUAUUAACUUUAUUUCCUUGGCAUACAGAAAUUUUGGUCAAAUUUCUCUACUCUAAUGUGAGACAGCGCUAAGUGGUGGUCAAAAUAUUUAUUAAUAGUGCCUCCAAACCCGAGAUAUUCGUUGCAGGAAUGUUGUAAAUUGUGACGGUUAUUUUGUAAGCAAUCAUCUACAAUAAGGCAGAGUUAGUGGCAUUCGUCGUGCAUACCUCGCAAAAUAUGGUGACGCGUUCUCAGAUUAUAUAAUGGAGCCUGAUUUCCAUAAAAAUGAAGCUCAGGCACGUAUUUUGCAUGCGAAAGCCGGCAGGGAAAGCCGCCCAAAACAUGAAGGGACGAAUCAACAAGAGGCAACGAACAACUGUUCACCAACUGGGACCAUAUUUCUUUAUAAGAAUACUCAAAGUAAUCCGGAGAGUAACUCAAGCCAUGUUGCAAAAAAAGAAUGGAGCGAUGGCUGUAAAGCAACUAAUCAAAGCUUAGGAACACCAUCGACAGAAGGUGUUCAACAGGAGACAGAUCCCGACGAGGACAAGUGCAUUUUAUUUGGAAAAAUUAGAAAUGGUUGUGAUAUAAAUUUAAAACCAAAGGAAUCCGACAAUUCCCUUUGUCAGAUAUUACAAAACAUGAAUGUCGAAUUGGCGCCCUCUGCGCCUAAUUGUAUAUUAGGUAAGAAAAAUGACAAUUCUUUGCAAGACGUUUCGAGCCAAAGUAAAGAAAUGUCUAGUUUGAACUCAUUUCCAUCUGUGAUAUCCAAUGUCAGUCAAUGCGAGAAUAGGUUGAUAUCUGAAGGAGAGCAAUUUGAUAUGUUAUCAAAAAAGGAUAAUGACAUUUCCUACACUUCUAAUGAUUGUUGCAAUGUCCUUAUGCAAAAUGCCACAACGCUUACUACACAACCCGCAUUAAGCCUUGCGUGUCAAACUCAAAAUAUACCCAUAACCUCACUUGCAUGCAUUACACCCAAAGAUCUCCCUAACCGUGUCCUCCAGCAUCAGCCACAGUGUCAUUUAAAAAAUGAUGUGACAGGCACUGUGUCCUCCUCCGAAUGCACUAAUUAUUUAUCUGCUCCAUUAAGUCGAAGUCAGAGACAGUCGUUAUUUUCAAAAUCGCAAUCAUUUGACAUUGGCGAGGACCUGCCUUCAAACUCGUACACUGAAAAGGAUGAUCAUGUAUAUUCCCAAUUGUCAGACAUCAACGAGGAUAUACAACAACAGCACAGGAUAGAAUACUUGGAGAGAAGUGAAGAAGAACACGACAAAAAUUGUCAAGUCGAAAGAGAAGACGCGUGGAAUAUGUCAGCGUACACAACACAGAAGACAGGAAUGCUAUCAAAGCCGCAAUCUUUAGAUUCUCGUCCGAUAUAUCCUAACGUGCCAUUUAGCCCAUAUGCCAGUCCAUUCAGUAGCCCAAGAACGAAUAGAAGGAGGCCUCCUUUGCGUGAAUCAAGACGUGUAUCAAUCGAACAAAGUGGAAGUUUUCUUCAAUUGAAUCAAUACAAGCUGCUGGAUCAAAUUGGCCAGGGUUCCUAUGGACUUGUUAAGUUGGCCUAUUCCGAAGAAGAUUCUACACACUAUGCCAUGAAAAUUUUAUCGAAACGGAGGCUACUUCGCCAAGCUGGCCUUCUGAAACGAGGUCCCAAGAAAGGAACGUCCCCUCUUGAUCGAGUGUAUCGUGAAAUCGCAGUCUUAAAGAAACUAGACCAUCCAAACGUAGUCAAAUUGGUUGAAGUUCUUGACGACCCACUGGAGGAUUCGCUGUACAUGGUGUUCGAGUUGGUGAAAAAGGGAGAGGUGCUGACCAUACCGACAAAAAAUCCUCUAACGUUUGAGCGAGCUUGGAGUGUUUUCCGUGAUACAUUGCUUGGAUUAGAAUAUUUACAUUACCAGCGAAUUAUUCAUGCCGAUAUAAAACCAGGAAAUCUUUUGUUGACUGAAUGUGGGCGAGUAAAAAUAGCAGAUUUAGGGGUCUGCAAUGAAUUUAUCGGGGAGGAUUCAACAAUGACCAAUUAUUCUACUGCUGGAACUCCUGCUUUUAGAGCACCCGAAACAUUAAACGUCGGUCAGAAUGUAUAUUGUGGAAAAGCUGCCGAUAUAUGGGCCCUAGGUGCUACAUUGUACGCUUUGGUUUUUGGAAACGUUCCGUUUGUGGCUGCUUCCGUUCCAGUGCUGUACGAUAGAAUAAAAAACAAACCGCUCUCUUUCCCCGAAAAUAGUAAACCAUGCCCAGAUUUGAAAGAUUGUAUAGAACGCAUGUUAACUAAAAAUCCAGAGACUCGUAUUACUCUACCCCAAUUAAAGGUUCACCCAUGGGUCGAAGUGAGUGGUAUGCAUCCCUUACCAAGUGAGGAGGAAAAUUGUCGAUUAGUGCAAGUUGACGAUUGUGACAUCAACUCUGUAGUACGUAGUAUUCCAAAACUGGAUACGUUAAUUCUGAUAAAGACAAUGCUAAAACAGCAUUCAUUUGGCAACCCAUUUUCUCGUGGUGUUUCUGGCCGAGCUCCCCAACGUGGCGGCUCACGUUUAGAGCGAUUUGUUCGUGCUGGACGCUCAAACUCUGCACCCGGAUCAUACAACAACAUUGAAGACAGACAAAUAUGUGUUGAUAACAUACUUCCCGCUCUCUCCGAAUACUCCGCUUCAAAUGGCACAAAUGAGGAACAUUAGUAGACCCAGUCCUUCAAGUCUUCAAAAGCACAAGUUGAAUUAAAUUCAAAAUAUAAAAAUAUUAUAGGUUACAUAAAUACUUAAUAUUAUUCUCUUUAAAAAAUUGUUAAACCUAUCGUCAACAUAUGUUAUUUUGAUAUAGCGAUUCAUAAACAACUAAAAGUUAAUAAAAAAAAA
Stomoxys calcitrans (stable fly) is the source of this 3084-nucleotide messenger RNA. RefSeq names its product calcium/calmodulin-dependent protein kinase kinase 1. Lineage: Eukaryota; Metazoa; Arthropoda; Insecta; Diptera; Muscidae. Bases 493 to 2907 code for a protein of 804 amino acids. Gene Ontology annotation, molecular function: ATP binding; calmodulin binding; calcium/calmodulin-dependent protein kinase activity. Gene Ontology annotation, biological process: intracellular signal transduction; protein phosphorylation; positive regulation of protein kinase activity. The record is from RefSeq and is a predicted model, not a curated record. Gene Ontology annotation, cellular component: cytoplasm. The transcript is spliced from 7 exons.